AUGACCGACGCGGAGAUUGUGGGCAGCAGUAUUGUUUCUGGCACAACUCCAGCAGCUACCAAUGCAGACGUCCCAGCGGCGAAGAGGCGGAAGCUGACGCCGUCGGAGAAGGUUGCAAAAGCUCAGGAGAAAGAGGCCAAGGACAGACAAAAAGCUGAGGAGAAGGCCCGCAAAGAGGAGGAGAAGCGGGUGAAGGACGAGGAGAAAAGACGGAAGGCUGAGGAGAGGGAGGGCAAGAAGCGCGAGAAGGACCUGGCAGAGCAGGCGAGAGAAGAAGCCAAGAAGAAGAAAGAACGUAGCCAGAUGAGAUUGGUCGCUUUCUUUGGCGCUGCUUCCGCCACUCCGGCUAAGGCACUGAAUGGUCACGAUACCGAGAACGGCACUCCUGGUAGGCACAGAUCGCUGUCUCUUGAACGGUACGAUGAGGUGGCCGACCACAUAAAUAAGACUGCUUCGCCCUCCAAACAUGUCACCGCAACAACAGAUGCCGCACCGACCCCAGCCAAGCCGACUAUGUCUGAUUACCGCAAGCACUUCCUACCGUUUGAGCUUCCUUCGAGCACCAUUAUGGCUCACCCUUACAACGUGCCCAAUCCGGAUGACUUGGCUUACUGGCAAGGCGACUUUGAUCGCGAACUCCAGGACCCUGCGUUUCAAGAGAAGGUCGAUCUUGGCAUGGUCGAGCCAACAGCAGCAGUGGACCAUAUGUUCCGCAUUGAUCGAGCGUCUACACGUGGCGUAGCGACUCCGAACGUGCGAACGCUUGUUGACAUGAUCCAAGGGACCGUGCAGCGGCCGAACGAUCUUACGGAGGACGGUCCCAUGCUGCAGCCUCUGGAUGCACUGAACACUGUAUCCCUCCGACACAUACAGUUCAGUGAAGAUGUUCGGCCGGCGUACUUUGGCUCGUAUUGCAAGAUUAGGUCUCCAAGAACGACACGACGGCUGAUGCUCAACCCGUUCAGCAAGUCUCGGACGGAUACGGAUUACGGUUAUGACUCCGAAGCGGAAUGGGACGAGGCUGACGAAGGCGAGGGAGGUGACGACUGCGGUGAUGAUGAAGACGAUGAUGAGUCCGUCGGCAGCGCGGACGGCAUCGAUGCAUUCCUUGAUGACGACGAGGACGCGCUGAAGGGCAAGCGUAAGAUGAUCACGGGCGAUCUUCAGCCGACAUGUACGGGCAUCUGUUGGGAGAAUAGCAGCAACAUCGUCAGUCGAAGCAUCAACGGCGAAGCAAUGCUAGGCACGCCGCCGGAGAUGCGAGGGAUGAUAUUGACCGUGUUGCUGCCCAGCCUCAGCGGCCAGAUGAUCGAUCCGUGGUCAACGGCAUACUGGGCGCAUGAAAUGGCGCCGCCGGAUGUGCCAAUUGCUGAUUCAACGCCUUCGUGCAACGGGCAGCGCAAGCCAUUACAGGAGCGUUCAAGUAAUAGUCCGCUUGCUUCGCAGACUCUUGUGGGUACGGCCGAAGGCGAGAAGGCACCCACUGCCACUUCCGCUGCUCCAAAGGCAGCUAAACCAGGGCGGAAGCCACAGGCCAGGGUCGUAAGUGCAGAGGAUUGGGCCGAGUUCAAAGAAGCCGUGGUGGGAAGUGUGGUGGGAAAGGUAGAACUGGCUAAGGGAUUGAAGGCGAGGUAA
Messenger RNA from Baudoinia panamericana UAMH 10762, 1635 nucleotides. RefSeq lists its product as uncharacterized. The transcript has a single exon. The record is from RefSeq and is a predicted model, not a curated record. The coding region runs from base 1 to 1635 and encodes 544 amino acids. Gene Ontology annotation, cellular component: CAF-1 complex; nucleus. Gene Ontology annotation, biological process: nucleosome assembly. NCBI's taxonomy places the organism in Eukaryota, Fungi, Ascomycota, Dothideomycetes, Mycosphaerellales, Teratosphaeriaceae.